Messenger RNA from Amborella trichopoda, 2280 nucleotides. Its product is annotated as putative F-box protein At1g23770. Gene Ontology annotation, molecular function: protein binding. The record is from RefSeq and is a predicted model, not a curated record. Lineage: Eukaryota; Viridiplantae; Streptophyta; Magnoliopsida; Amborellales; Amborellaceae.
UAGCCCACGCCCACGCGCCAUCAAGAUUGUGCCCAAACCCUAAUUCUGUUUAGGGCCUGACCAGGCCGAGCCGAGCUGCGUUGGCCAUUGCCCCCUUAGGAGCAAGAAAUAUUUUCAUAUCAUAUAAAUCUCUGCCCCCUCUCUCUCCUUUCUUUCCACACCGCCUCAUCACGAAACAUUUUAUAAGGGCAACCCCGACUGUAAAUGCCCUUCCCUCCCGACGUCUCUUUUCUGUCUCUGUAUCUCUCUAGAGAACGAAUUCCACAAUGAAGCUCAGGCUGAGAUCACUGGAAUCAAAGGAAACUAUCAAGAUAGAAACCCCACCUUUUCCUUGCUCUCUUCAAGCCCUCAAAACUGCCAUUGCUGAAUCUCUCGGUACUUCUCCUGCUUCUCUUCACUUAUCAUUGAACAAGAAAGAUGAACUCGAUGGCCCCCCUAAUGCAUUGAUCGAUUCAUAUGGCGUAACGUCUGGUGAUUUGAUCUUUUACACUCUAAACCCGGUUGGGUUUUCUCAAUCGAUGGAGAAUUCUGCCGCAUAUUCUUCUUUUUGUUCUUCUUCUCUUGUGGAUGCUCAUAUUCAGGUAGGAACACCCAUUUGCGAUAAAGAUAUUGUUGUUGCUGGAAACCCAAGUUUUAUAAGCGAACCCAACUCUGAUAAAGAUUUCAUUGUUGAAGAAGAACCAAUUUCUCUUUCAAAUUCAAACUCUACUUUCGUAAAUUCUGAUGAGGAAAAGCCUGGUUUUGAUGAUGCCAUGGCGGUGGAUGAUGAGACGGUUUUGGGGAAAUCAUUAUCUGUUCCAUGUUUUCUUAGGCGUGUCUUAUCAGAAAUGGACCAUAAAGCGCUGGAUGGCCAUGGCCUUCUGAUAUUGGCUGUUCAUGCUGUUAUGUUAGAGACUGGUUUUGUGGGUCUUGACCCUCAAACUAAUCGACAAAUUGAUGGUUGUUCAAUUCCUGAAGGUUGGGCUUCAAGGAUUUCUGUAUCUUUGAGAUACACAGUCCCUGAGCUGUUGAAUCGAACCGAUGGGGUGGAAUCUGUUGUUUUAAAGUUUCAUAUUUUGGGAAAGUUUGUUCUUCUUUAUGGGUCACUAUGCAAUGGCUCCUCAGAUAUAUACCGUCUCUCCCUAUAUGUAACUCAAUUUCUUCCCGCUAUUUUCGCCUUGAGCAAGAGUGGGUCAAAGGGUUCUUCUUUUGAAGAAACUGGAGAAUUGGGUUGUUCGAAAUUGAGUCAUGAGAGAGAAGGAUUGGGUUCUUUGAAAUCGAGCUAUGAGAGAGAAGUCUUCCAGCUUUGGAAGAUCGUUAAGGACCAACUUUCCCUGCCCCUCCUUACUGCUUUAUGUGAGAAAACAGGUUUACCACCUCCUCCCUGUCUUUUGUGCAUACCCACUGAGCUAAAACUCAAAGUAUUGGAGUUUCUCUCGCCCCCAGAUAUCUCAAAAUUGGGAUGUGUUUGUUCUGAACUGAGAUACGUUUCUUCAAAUGAUGAUAUAUGGAAGGCGAAGUUUGUAGAGGAAUUUGGGCCUUUAAAGAAUGAAAGAGCACUGACAGAGAGAAGUUGGAAAGAGAGAUAUCUUGUAUGUUUUGAGAGAAAUAAGAGGAAAAUACAAUUCAGGAGAAGGGUCCGCCCAUUUGGGUCGCUUUUUCCUCAGAGGAGGAGGAGCCCAGCUCCAUUUGGGGGCCCUGGUCAUAUGAUUAUUGGUGGGGAUUACGAUAUGUUUCCUCCUAUUGGUAAUUCUGUUCUUUUUGGGACAAAUAGAGGGUUUCCAAGGUUUCGAGCCCGAGAUUCUUUCAUUACCCAUUGCAAUCGUCGUGGUUCUGGUGUCUAGGAUAGCUGCUUGUCAUGGUUGAUAUCUACUAUAUUAAGCUAAUUGAUUGGCAAUGUGUUGUAUUUCUAAAGUGGUGACAGCACACAUUUGAGAGGACCUUUACUCUACCAUGCAUUUGCUGAAGAAAUCAACCAGAUAACAUCUUCACAUUUUCCCGAGCGCAGGCCAGUAACUCAUGCAAGCACAAACCUCACUCUGGCUUUUGGAGCGUUAUUUUCAAGUUCCGAGGGGAGUGUUUAUGGACAUGUACAUAAGGGUAUUGUUUAGUUAUUUUGACGUUCUUCUUUUGUGAUGUAUUUGUCGUAAUGUUGACCACCCAAAAUAAGUGUCAUAAUCUACAUGAAUGCGUACAUCACUUAUAUAGAUAUUAUAAGUGUACAUCAAUAAUACCCAUGAUGAUUUACAUGACAUUGAGGCUUUAUGAUUUAUACAUGUACAUAAGAGUAUUGUUUAGUUA